UGGCGAGCUCCAGGGGGCGCUCUCGGCAGCGGGGUGGAGCGUCCGGCGCCGCCAUGAGGCUGCGGGUUCGGCUCCAGAAGCGGACCGGGCCGCUGGAGCUGCCCGAAGCGGAGCCGACGUUGGGGCAGCUGCGCGCGCGCCUGAGCGGGGCCCUGUUGCCCAGCUGGGGCUUCAGUUCCGAUGCCCGGUUUGCAAUUACAUUGAACAACAAGGAUGCCCUCACUGGAGAUGAAGAGACCCUGGCUUCAUAUGGGAUUGUUUCUGGGGACUUGAUAUGUUUGAUUCUUGAAGAUGCCAUUCCAGCACCUAAUUUACCUUCAUCCACAGAUUCAGAGCAUUCCUCACUCCAGGAUAAUGACCAACCCUCUCUGGCCGCCAGCUCCCAUCAGUCCAGCACACAGAACGAAGAGCUGAGUGGUUCAGUGCAGGAAACGGCAGCCCAGGCCGAUGUCAGGAGUGAUGACAGCAUGUCGGGACCUAGUCAGACUUUGGAAGCGGAGUCGAUUUCGGAUGUUGUGGAUAUGGAAGAGGGCGCUCCAGGUUUCUGUCCCUCAGAACCAAUGCUGUGCAGUGAGUCGGUGGAAGGGCAGGUGCCCCAUUCUCUCGAGCUCCUGUAUCAGUCAGCCGACUGUGCCGACGCCAACGAUGCCUUGAUAGUGUUGAUACAUCUCCUCAUGCUUGAGUCGGGCUACAAACCUCAGGGAUCUGAAACCAAAGUUGUAUCCAUGCCCGAGACUUGGAAGUCAGGCGGUGUGUAUAAGCUGCAGUACUCGCACCCUCUCUGCGAGGGUGGCACCGCAGUGCUUACCUGUGUGCCUCUGGGAGCCCUGAUGGUCGUCAACGCUACAUUGAAAAUCAGUUCUGAGAUCAGAAGUGUGAAAAAAUUGCAGCUGCUGCCAGAAUCUUUUAUUUGCAAAGAGGAACCAGGGGAAAAUGCAGCCAAGAUAUACAAAGAUCUUCAGAAGCUCUCUCGCCUCUUCAAAGACCAACUGGUGUAUCCGCUUUUAGCUUUUACCCGACAAGCGCUGAGCCUACCGGAUGUAUUUGGGCUGCUGGUCCUUCCACUGGAGCUGAAACUACGGAUAUUUCGACUUCUGGAUGUUCGCUCUGUUCUGUCUUUGUCUGCAGUUUGCCACGAUCUCUACAUUGCAUCCAAUGACCAGCUCCUUUGGAGGUGCUUGUAUCUGCGGGAUUUCCGAGACAGUACCGUCAGAGCUCGAGAUGCGGAUUGGAAAGAGCUCUACAAGAAGCGACACAAACAGAGGAAAGAAGCUCAGCGAGGACGGCAUCUGAUCUUUCUGCCAUCCCCCCCUCACCCCAUUCCAUUCUACCCCAAUCCUUUGCACUCCAGGCCUUUUCCCUCCAGCUCUCUUCUUCCUCCGGGAAUCAUUGGUGGUGAAUAUGAUGAAAGACUAACGCUUCCCUAUGUCGGAGACCCAAUCAAUUCACUUAUACCUGGGCCCGGGGGGACACCAGGUCAGUUCCCCCCACUCAGGCCACGUUUUGAUCCAACUGGCCCCUUUCCAGGACCGAACCCCAUCUUGCCAGGACGAGGUGGCCCCAAUGACAGGUUUCCCUUAAGACCCAGCAGGGGUCGGCCAACUGACAGCCGGCUUCCAUUCAUGUGAUGGAUUUGUGCUCUUACUUCUGGGCUAGGCUUGGAUUUGUUUCCUUAAAACUGCAGAUGUCAUCUCUGUAGGGUACUGAGCUCUAGCGUUUUCUGAUUGCACUCACAGAACCCUAGUAGUAGGGAUAGCCAAAGCGUUAGGCACUGCUGGCCCCACGCUGACUGCGUGAGAAGGCUGGGCUUGGGACUUGUCAGCUGCUGACUUGCCCCUGAAUUCCCCUGUGGAGUAAAGGGUGUUUGUGGAGAUACUCUGCACAGGGGGUUUUAAAUAAGUAGUGUAAGUUCCGUGGCAAUCUCGACUUGUUUACACAGAGAUUGAAUGCUUAAGACUAUGCAGAGAACCUCUUCAGUAUCAGCAGACUGUUGCAAGAGAUGGUUUUUAUUGUGAAUGGUAUCAUUUCUUCAGAUGACAAUUUGAAGAAGCAGACUUAAUAAAAGAAAGACGCAGA
This is a messenger RNA of Sorex fumeus (smoky shrew), 2076 nucleotides long. RefSeq names its product F-box protein 7 (gene FBXO7). Gene Ontology annotation, molecular function: protein kinase binding. Bases 54 to 1628 code for a protein of 524 amino acids. Gene Ontology annotation, biological process: positive regulation of autophagy of mitochondrion; autophagy of mitochondrion. The record is from RefSeq and is a predicted model, not a curated record. Lineage: Eukaryota; Metazoa; Chordata; Mammalia; Eulipotyphla; Soricidae. The transcript has 9 exons.